AUGGGUGGCAUGAACUACCACAUAGAGAUUUUGUUUGCUGAUGGAGUUCGGUGGUUGGCUCGUAUUCGAAGAUCUAACGCUACUUCACCACCGCCCGACCUACGUGACUAUAUCAUGCGCAGCGAAGUUGCGACUCUCCAGUUCCUUGGCCAAACCAAAAUUCCUGUUCCGAAGGUGUUCGACUACGCGCUGGAAGGGCAAACUCCCGUCAGCGUUGGAUAUAUACUCAUGGAAAACCUCCCGGGGAAACCAUUACGCUGGUCUCUCGCGUCUCAGGAGCAAAGGAAGAAAGUCAUGACCCAGCUAGCGGAUGUAUACAUUGAGUUGGAACGUUUUGCGAGUGUCCACAUUGCCUCGUUUGCCAGGGAACCAUUGACUGAAUAUGUCAACUCGCAAAUGGUUCCCCUCGGGCCAUACAAGGACCCGAGAGAGUACCUCCAAUCUAGCAUUGAGCUCAUAAUGAGAUUGAUCCUGAGAGGGGAACGCUAUUCAGGACACGAGAUAGAUGCAUUCUUAGUUCACCGGUUUCUUCUUGAUUGCAUCCCAAAAAUCAUAGUACACCACACUUUUGACGACGGACGAUUCUAUCUACGGCACGCUGAUGACAAGGGUGAUCAUAUUCUCGUUGAUGGCGAUUACAAUAUCACGGGAAUCGUUGAUUGGGAAUGGGCUCAUACAGACUCAAAGACUGAAGCAUUUAAAUCGCCCGUCAUGCUUCUCCCAGUUUCUGACUUUUACGACGGAGUUAAUACACUUGGCGAGGAUGAAUCCACUUUUGCAGAUAUACUUGAGGCAAAGAGAAACAAGGGACUUGCAGAGAUAGUCAGGAACGGGAGACUGCUCCAUAGGUUCCAGUUCUGUUGUGGGUAUGACUUUGCAGAUUGGGAGGGCUUUCUGGGUCUUUUUCAAGGCCUUCGAAAUGCCUUGAAGAUAGAUGCAGAUAUGGGUUGGGAGGAUUGGAAGACAAACGCUUUGGAACGAUAUUCAGGUGAUGUACAUCUAAAUACUCUACUGGGGCAGACGGGAUAG
Messenger RNA from Aspergillus costaricaensis CBS 115574, 1029 nucleotides. Its product is annotated as aminoglycoside phosphotransferase family protein. The record is from RefSeq and is a predicted model, not a curated record. The transcript has 2 exons. NCBI's taxonomy places the organism in Eukaryota, Fungi, Ascomycota, Eurotiomycetes, Eurotiales, Aspergillaceae. Bases 1 to 1029 code for a protein of 342 amino acids.